Molecule: messenger RNA, 573 nt
Organism: Rangifer tarandus platyrhynchus (Svalbard reindeer)
Lineage: Eukaryota; Metazoa; Chordata; Mammalia; Artiodactyla; Cervidae
Source: the annotation of a GenBank genome assembly
AUGAUGCAUCUGGCUGUGUUUACCAGCCACACAGAAGGAACUACCUCCUUUUUAUGCUCUGAAUACUUUCCUUUUCCACAGACAUUCCCACUGGGCCUGGGAGAUGGGCAGUUCUAUGCAUGGACAGAUGGUUUGAGAAGAAAGGACUGGCAUGACUAUGGCAGCAUGCAGAAAGAGGCUAUGCGCUCAGGGAAAGGGGAACAUGGAAAACCUUACCCCCUCACUGAGGAGGACCAUGAUGACUCAGCUUACAGGGAAAAUGGUUUCAAUAUUUUCGUCAGCAACAACAUCGCUCUAGAGAGGUCCCUGCCAGAUAUCCGGCACGCCAACUGUAAGCACAAGAUGUACCUGGAAAGGCUGCCAAACACCAGCAUCAUUAUCCCAUUCCAUAAUGAAGGCUGGACUUCCCUCCUCCGGACCAUACACAGCAUCAUCAACCGGACCCCAGAGAGUCUGAUUGCAGAAAUCAUCCUGGUUGAUGACUUUAGUGAUAGAGGGUCAGCAAGUGAGGUUAAUUCUCUUAUUUUAUCAACAGUGAGUCAGAAGAGGCAGAAAAUGGGGCACGGUGUCUAA